This is a messenger RNA of Rodentolepis nana, 978 nucleotides long. The record is from the annotation of a GenBank genome assembly. Lineage: Eukaryota; Metazoa; Platyhelminthes; Cestoda; Cyclophyllidea; Hymenolepididae.
UCUGCUGCAUACGAGGGAAUUCGGGCAGAAAUGAUCGAUUGUGCUCAGGUAAUUCUUAUGCUUGAAGCACCAUUCACCAAAUACUAUUUGCUAGUCAAACAGGAAUUUACCUGGAAAAAGAAAUCCUUUGCUAAAGCUUCGGCUCAACUUAUUGACUUGCCAAUGUCUCUUGGUCGCAAAUCCUCCAUACUUGAAAUACCCAUCGCAAUACUUGCAUCGACAGGCACUGAAAUGACGACUGUUCUCUCAGAGGAUACUGGAAUUCAGAUUGUUGAUAUGAAGGACCUAGAGGAAGUGGUGAUUCAGUAUGGUGAUGAAGUCUAUAUUGCUGAUGUUACAGCUUCUAAACCAAAAUAUAUUGGUGAUAGCUAUGGCCAUACCUGUGAAUGUGGUCGUCAAUACACGGUCGGUGAACUAGAACGACAACUAAUUUCAAUAGAAUCUGGUGCAUUUGGAGCGUUACAUCGCGUAAGUUCUCAAUUGUCAACAAAUAAGCCCUUACGACAUAGAACCACAACCUUCAAUACGUUCAGUUCUCAAGACAGAGCUGCUGCAGAAACAUCCAGAAUUACCUCUGCCCACAUUGUUUAUGAAUCAUACUACAUUUCUUGCGAGGCUGUUGGAAUAGAGGCUGGUUGUGAGGUGAGACUAUUCAAUGGACACCAGACUUUCAAGNCUAUAAAGACCUGUGAAUGUGGUCGUCAAUACACGGUCGGUGAACUAGAACGACAACUAAUUUCAAUAGAAUCUGGUGCAUUUGGAGCGUUACAUCGCGUAAGUUCUCAAUUGUCAACAAAUAAGCCCUUACGACAUAGAACCACAACCUUCAAUACGUUCAGUUCUCAAGACAGAGCUGCUGCAGAAACAUCCAGAAUUACCUCUGCCCACAUUGGUGAGCGUGGAAGACAUUUCACAUUCACAGAACUCAGUAACCCACCUGCUAUCACUUCUCAAUAUUCACCAUCGCAAGGUCUUUAG